AAACCGACUCUUUCAUUUUCUUCCUCGGAUAACUCAUACGCUUACUUUCGUUCUUACUAAUCCACUCAUUAUUUAUUUCUCAAGAUUAGUAUGAAUCGGUGGAUUUUAAGCAAGUAUACCUAGAGAUAAGUUAGGCAGGAGGUAUAUAUAAAAGCUACCUCCUAUAGCAGGUACCUAACCCAGCCUUAUCUCCUCCUCUCUUUAAAUAGGAGGCACCUCCAGGUAAAAAAUUGGCAAGGUAACACAAGACACAAGACACAAGACACCACACAUCAAAUCAAAUCACAUCACAUCACAUUAUGACGAGCGCAGACGCCGCAAACGAGCAAAAAGCCCCCGUAAUCAUCGUGGGCGGCGGUCUAGCGGGGCUAGUAGCCGCGUUCGAGCUCUCGCAGCGGGGCGUGCGCACGAUAAUCGUGGACCAGGAGGGGGAGCAGAACCUAGGCGGGCAGGCGUUCUGGUCGCUAGGCGGGAUCUUCUGCGUGGACUCGGCGGAGCAGCGGCGCAUGGGCAUCAAGGACAGCCGGAAGCUGGCGCUGCGCGACUGGCUCGGGUCCGCGCGCUUCGACCGCCCCGACGGCCAGGACGUCUGGCCCCGCCGCUGGGCCGAGGCCUUCGUCGACUUCGCUGCCGGCGGCAUGGAGAAGUACCUCAAGGACCGCGGCGCCAGCUUCCUCGCCAUGGUCGGUUGGGCCGAGCGGGGGGAUGGCACCGCCGACGGCCAUGGGAAUUCGGUCCCUAGGUUCCAUAUUACUUGGGGUGCGGGGCCAGAGGUCGUGCGCGUGUUUGCUGAGCCCGUCCAGGAGGCGGCGAAAAAGGGCAUUGUGGAGUUUAAGUUUAGGCAUAGGGUGGACGAGCUAGUUGUCGACGAAAAUGGCAGGGCAUCCGGGGUUCGGGGACGUAUCCUGAAGGAAGAUCCAUCACCCCGAGGAGUAAAAACUACGAGAGAAGAAGUGGGUGACUUUGAGCUCCAUGGCGCGGCGGUGCUUGUUUCGUCCGGAGGUAUCGGAGGUAAUGUGGAAGCGGUAAAGAAAGCGUGGCCUGUCGAUCGCCUUGGCCCAAAGGUACCGCAGAACUUCGUCAUCGGUGUUCCGGCGCACGUCGAUGGUCGGAUGGUAGGGAUCGCGGAGGCGGCUGGUGCGAAUUUCAUCAAUCGCGAUAGGAUGUGGCAUUAUACCGAGGGCUUACAGAACUGGGAUCCAAUCUGGCCAGACCACGGAAUCCGCGUCCUACCGGCGCCCUCGUCGCUCUGGCUAGACGCAACCGGGAAAAGGCUUCCGCCAUUCCUCUUCCCGGGGUGCGACACGUUAGCAACGCUAAAGUACAUAUGCAGCACCGGGUACGACUACACCUGGUUCAUCCUCAACCAGACGAUCAUCGCGCGGGAAUUCGCGCUGUCCGGGUCGGAGCAGAACCCGGACCUGACGGAGAAGAGCAUCUGGCAGGUGUUCAAGAACCGGGUGUUCAGCUCGAAGGGGACGGCGAACGUGCAGAGCUUCCAGAAGCACGGCAAGGACUUCGUCGUGCGGGACAACCUCGAGGACCUGGUCGCGGGGAUGAACGAGAUCGCGAAAUCCGUCGGGGGGCCGGUGCUCGACCCCAAGGCCAUCCGGGAGGUCGUCGAGACGCGCGACGACCAGUUCGUCAACGGCUACUGCAAGGACGCGCAGGCCAUGGCCAUCCGCAACGGCCGCGGGUACUGGCCCGACCUCCGCCGCGUGGCGGCGCCCCACCAGAUCCUCGACCCGAAGCACGGCCCGCUCAUCGCCGUCCACAUGAACCUGCUGACGCGGAAGACGCUCGGCGGGCUGGAGACGAAUCUCGAGAGCAACGUGAUGAAGCCGGACGGCGAGAAGUUCCCGGGCCUGUACGCCGCGGGCGAAGCGGCUGGGUUCGGCGGCGGUGGUGUGCACGGAUAUAACUCGCUCGAGGGCACGUUCCUCGGCGGGUGUAUAUUCUCGGGGAGGGCCGCUGGAAGGGCGAUUGCCGACGAGAUACUUGGGCCUGCUUGAGCGUAGCAGCUUUGAUUUUGAGAUGUGAAUUAAAAUGUAAAUUAUUCGGUCCAAAGGCAUGAUAUGGAACGGUUCUUACUGGUAACGAAUGAAUAAACAAAAUGAAUGCACGUAUUAUAUUAGGUAUAGGU
Molecule: messenger RNA, 2143 nt
Organism: Daldinia caldariorum
Lineage: Eukaryota; Fungi; Ascomycota; Sordariomycetes; Xylariales; Hypoxylaceae
Product: FAD binding domain-containing protein
Exons: 2
Coding region: 300-2012 (570 amino acids)
Molecular function (GO): oxidoreductase activity, acting on the CH-CH group of donors
Source: RefSeq, a predicted model, not a curated record